AUGUCCGACGUUGAGCUCGACGCUGCCGACUUCAUCAACACCGUUCCAGUUGACAUCCUGAUAAAAUUUCGUGAGGAGAUGUUCUCCUUGUUGUACAUCAGUAAGAAUCCCGGAAGGUUCCUCACGUACGACUGGGUCGAUGUCCACGCCCUCCAGGAAUUCAUGCAGACUCACGGCAGUACGCCAUUGCGUCGAGCGAGUAGUGUGGCGCCGUUCUCAUCCUCCGCUUCUCUCCGCCGACCGCCGUCUCGCCGGGCAUCCAUAACUGUAAAGGACGAACCCACGGAUGCCGUGUGGGUUAAACACGAGGACGAGGAGGUUGAUCUUACCUCGAGAUCUGGUGGGAAGCGUCGACAGUCGAGCUCUUCCGCUGUUUCGUGGCGCACAUCAAUGAAUGAGGACGGGACAGAGGUCCUUGAGAUUCUCACCAGAUGA
Stereum hirsutum FP-91666 SS1 is the source of this 435-nucleotide messenger RNA. RefSeq lists its product as uncharacterized. The transcript has 2 exons. The record is from RefSeq and is a predicted model, not a curated record. Lineage: Eukaryota; Fungi; Basidiomycota; Agaricomycetes; Russulales; Stereaceae. The coding region runs from base 1 to 435 and encodes 144 amino acids.